This is a messenger RNA of Gilbertella persicaria, 608 nucleotides long. RefSeq lists its product as uncharacterized. Gene Ontology annotation, molecular function: metal ion binding. Lineage: Eukaryota; Fungi; Mucoromycota; Mucoromycetes; Mucorales; Choanephoraceae. The transcript is spliced from 4 exons. The record is from RefSeq and is a predicted model, not a curated record. The coding region runs from base 102 to 524 and encodes 140 amino acids.
UUCUUUUCUUUUCUUUUUAUUUACUCAUGUCUUUAAGGAAAACGUCUAUUACGGUAUAUGACAAAUAGUUUAUUUCUUUUAUUUAACUACUUUUGUUUAGGAUGCUUUUAAAAAUGAACUUACCUGUGGCAACCCUUUGUCAGGAUAUGUAUGACCAACCACAGUCAUUAAUACCUUGUUUACACACAUUUUGUUUAAAUUGUGUCCAAUAUAUACCCAGACAAAGCUCACAUUAUAUUUGCCCCUAUAGGAAGGCACCUUGUCUAUCUUGUACCCAAGGCAACCAAACGGGUUAUACAUGCCCUAUUCCAAUCUCAGAUAGUCAACAAGAUGGAUUUGGUCAUAUUCUCUGUGGAUUCUGUUUAAAAUAUAUGCCUGCAAGAGGAUUUGGGAACAAUGAACCUGCUUUAAAUCAAUGCUGUAGUUUCUGUGGUAUUGUUGCCUGUAGUGAAUAUUGGACAUGUGACAAUAGGUCCAAGAUAGCCCAACUCUAUGUCUUGAGUGUUCGAUUCAGACUUGGAUAAGCGAUUUAGAAGUCAUUGAAUCCAAAGAAGAAGGCCAUUUGAACAAAGUAGAGAUUGGUCUAUUAACAGACUAUUUGGGACAGU